AUGUUGACUAUUCUCUUCAUCUGUCUCUGCCUUGGGAGCAAUGCAUACGCAGAUUAUAUCGACAGCAGCUUGGCGAAGGAAGAGCUAACCAAGAUUGCCACAACCUGCCUAACGAAUCAAGAUUUCGAACUGCUGGCUGGAAACACUUUCAGAUAUCAAUUAGUAGAAUCUGUUAUCUACCCUUUAAUCGAAGAGAGCGUGAUGACCAUAGGUCUUGAAGAGUUACGUACCGCACUCAAAUUGUCCCCACUUCCACCUUGGAAACCACAUAACCAAACCAAACCGAGUGAGCAUGAACUGGCAUUAGCAAGUACAAUCGAAGAGUACUACAAUUUGAGAGAGCCGCGCUCCAAAAAGAGAAGUCUCGAUAGCCCAUACUUCUUCCAGCAUAACAUAGACACUGCUGUUACAUACUUGAACGAGCGGGUUCCCACGAUACAAACCAUUUUCAAGAAAACAUUUGAAGAAGUUUGUCCUUCUUCUCCAGAGGUGUUGGAUAAGAAAGAAAUUGAUAGUAUGAUUGAACUGUAUCACGCGACGGCUGUUGAAGUACAAAAGGCAACUUCGAGAAUGCUAUUUUAUAUAUUUGAAUGUAGGAAUGUAAACUAA
Auanema sp. JU1783 is the source of this 609-nucleotide messenger RNA. Lineage: Eukaryota; Metazoa; Nematoda; Chromadorea; Rhabditida; Rhabditidae. The record is from the annotation of a GenBank genome assembly.